This is a messenger RNA of Asparagus officinalis (garden asparagus), 2353 nucleotides long. Its product is annotated as type IV inositol polyphosphate 5-phosphatase 3-like. The coding region runs from base 164 to 2080 and encodes 638 amino acids. Gene Ontology annotation, molecular function: phosphatidylinositol-4,5-bisphosphate 5-phosphatase activity; inositol-polyphosphate 5-phosphatase activity; phosphatidylinositol-3,4,5-trisphosphate 5-phosphatase activity. NCBI's taxonomy places the organism in Eukaryota, Viridiplantae, Streptophyta, Magnoliopsida, Asparagales, Asparagaceae. The transcript has 12 exons. The record is from RefSeq and is a predicted model, not a curated record. Gene Ontology annotation, biological process: phosphatidylinositol dephosphorylation.
GAAAAAAAGAAGCCAGAAGGACUCUUUCUCCUUUUGUUGGAGGAAAGAACUCAAGAAAGAAAUCAAAAGAGGAAGUGUGUACACUCCUGGAUAAGGGAAGAAGAAAGGUGCUCGAAUCCCCUCCUCAUACUUCAAUUCCCUAUCAAAAUCAAAGAGAAAAGAAAUGAAGAGCGCUGCCAAAAAGCAAGGAGAGCAUUCUUGGCCGAAGAGCGUGUUCAAGAAAUGGCUCAACAUUAAUAAUGACGAGUCUGAUUAUAGUGCUGAUGAGAGCGACAAUGAGAGCGAUGUUGAUGAAGAAGAAGAUUUGGAGAGCGAGUUGCGUGAUGAGGAAAGGAGAGGGAUCAGAGAUCAGGCUGGGACAAGUGGGGUGUGUGUGUAUAAGUGUAACCAGAUAGAGAACAACCCAUGUAAACUACGACGAAGAAACUCAGAGACUCUUCGUGCACAGUACAUAAACACCAAAGAACUCAGGGUUUUUGUGGGGACUUGGAAUGUCGGAGGAAAACUUCCUUCUGAUGACCUUGAUAUUGAGGAAUGGCUUGACAUGGAGGAGCCUGCUGAUAUCUAUGUUCUUGGCCUUCAGGAGAUUGUUCCUCUAAACGCAGGAAACAUUUUUGGCGCUGAAGACAACCGUCCGGUUCCCAGUUGGGAAUCUCUCAUUCGAGACUCACUAAACAAACUUCGACCACAAAAACCCAAAUACAAAAGCUACAGCGAUCCUCCAUCUCCAUCGAGAUUCAAGGCAUCAGAACACGCCGGUGCCACUGUAGAAGAAUUAUUACCAGAAUCCGACACUGACACCGAGGAAGAAGAACAAGAAAUCCAUCCAUUAAAUGAAGAAGAAUCAUUGACUUUUACUCCUGCUAGAAAAUUAGAACGCUUGCGUCAUUUCACUUCAGUAUACUACGAACCAAAUCCAGAAAUGGGUACAACUUUACAGAAGAAGUUAACAAAAACACUUAGUAGUUCCGAAAGGAUUGGAUUGGUUUGGCCUGAACAGUCGUUGGAUUUGCUGGCGAAAUGUGGGGUUGAUCAGACCAAAGAUUUGAAGUCAGUGAAGUCUUUUAGAGCUUGUAAGUCAUUUAAACAAGAUGUAUCGAUGAUUGGAUCGUUAUCGGAGUGUAAUUGGGAGGAUUUGGUGAAUAAGAAGAGAAGAUCGUCAUUUAUGAGGAUUGUGAGUAAACAGAUGGUUGGGAUUUUUCUUUCGGUAUGGGUGAGGCGAAAUUUGCACAAAUAUAUUCAGAAUUUGAAGGUUUCAACUGUUGGGGUUGGUAUUAUGGGAUAUAUUGGAAACAAGGGAUCAGUUUCAGUCAGUAUGUCAAUAUAUCAGACGCCCUUCUGUUUUAUAUGUACUCACCUAUCUUCAGGCGAGAAACAUGGCGAUGAGAUUAGAAGAAAUGCUGAUGUCCAAGAAAUUCAUCGUAGAACUCGAUUUAGUACAACUGGCAUGGGAUUGCCUCAAACAAUCCUUGAUCACGAAAGGAUAUUUUGGUUUGGAGAUCUUAAUUAUCGGAUAAACUUACCUUAUGAGAGAACACAUGAACUCAUAUCCAGGAAGAAAUGGUCUGAAUUAGUUGAGAGUGAUCAGUUAAAACGGGAGCUAAAGAAAGGACGAGCUUUUGAUGGGUGGUGUGAAGGAAUUAUAAAAUUUCCGCCAACUUAUAAAUAUGAGUUUAAUUCGGAGAAAUAUAUCAAAGAUGACCUAAAGGGUGGGAGGAGAACUCCUGCAUGGUGUGACAGAAUACUUACAUUUGGGACUGGUAUGAAGCUCUUGAGCUACAAAAGAAGUGAGUUGAAACUCUCAGAUCAUCGCCCUGUGACUGCCACAUUCAUGACUGAAGUUGAGGUGUUCUCCCAUAGAAAGCUUCAAAAGGCUCUAACUUUGACGGAUGCAGAGGUAGAAGAUGGAGAUAUUAUAUCAGAUAUCAACAUUGCUUCUGGAAUGGGCCGUCUAGGACUAGGAGAAGUAUGUUUCCUCUUUAGGGUUCAGCCAUAUCUUUAUAUUGAGACAAUAAGAAAUCUCAUAUACAGAUACCUAUCUGUUCUUUUCCUGCAGGAAUUUUCAGAAUGGGGUCAGUAGACUGAACAGCGAGCAAACAAACAAUUUAAACUCUGAUAUGGAUUUAUCACUAGUCUUCUGUGAUCAAUUUCUUUCUUCAUAAGAGAUGCCAAGAAGACAGGAAAUUGUUCAGUUUCCUGGUACGCACGCACCCUGUAAAAAAUGAAUAAACAGAGUAGAAUAGGUUGCUUGUAAUUGCUCCCAAAUUUAUUUCUUUAUCCAAAGAGAUAUGUAUAUCGAGAAUGCGGAACAAUUUCUCCAAUGAGUCUUAUGCUUAAGAUAGAUGCACCUUUA